UCAAAAUAAUUUAAAGAGCAACUGACAACAGACGAUCAGCUGCGUUUGUUGAUAUUUUUGUGUUUAUUUUAUGUUUAUUUGAAUCGUCAGAACUUAAUUUUUAAAGUUUACUUAUCGUUCUUUUCUUAUUGUUUUUCUUAUUUAUAAUGUCUGCAUUAAAAUAUUACUUUGAUUUAAUGUCUCAGCCUUCAAGAGCCGUUUAUGUAUUUUUAAAAAUUACUAAAAUACCCUUUGAACCCUACGCUGUGGCUUUAAGAAAAGGUGAACAUCGCACUGAUGAUUUCAAACAGAAUUUCAAUAAAUUUCAAAAAGUGCCUUUUAUUCAUCAUGGAGAUUUUAAAUUAGCAGAAAGUAUAGCAAUUGUUAGGUAUCUCUCAAAACAAUAUAAAGAUAACGUACCAGAUUAUUUAUAUCCCUCAGGCGCUAAAGAACAAGCCAAAGUCGAUGAGUUUUUGGAAUGGCAGCAUUUAAAUAUUAGACUUCAUUGUGCUCAAUAUUUUUGGUAUAAGUGGUUGAUUCCAAACAUUACCCAGUCGCCUCCAGAUGAUGAUAAAAUUGAAAGGCUUGAAAGUGCCAUGUUAGGAAGCAUAAGUGAUUUUGAAGACCUCUUUCUAAGUCAGGGACACAAGUAUGUUGUAGGAAAUACACUUACAGUUGCAGAUAUUUUUGCUGCAUGUGAGUUGGAACAGCCAAGAAUUGCAGGAUAUGAUGUAUGUCAAAACCGUCCAAAACUGAAAUCGUGGUUAGAUUCUGUUAAAAAAGACUGUGAUCCGUUCUUCGCUGAAGCUAAUGUUUUUGUUGAUAAAUUUGCUAAAAAGACUUUAGCUGCUAAAAUGUAAUUAACUUUAUAAAUCUUAAAGAUCAAGUUUUUUACACAUGAAUGUAAUAAGCACAACUUUUACAAUACUAGCUACUAAGUAUUCUUUUUUGAAAAAAAAUAUUUAAAUAAUAUUUUUGUUGGUCAGUUAAAAAAUAUAUUUGUAUUGUUGUUUAUUGUUAGAAUCAAAGAGGCGUGUUUUUAUUAUCCAAACUUAAAAAUAUUAAAAAUUAAUAUUUUUUAAGUUUUCUAUAUUAACGGGGAAAUACCUAGCUGUCCAGUAAUAAUGAAUGAUAUUUCGGGUUAAUGUUUUUUGAUAUCACUUUAGUUAACGUGCCUUAUCGCUAAAGUCUGUCCAGCGAGGGAAGGGACGAUUUUGACAGAUGACAUUAGAACCAUAAAAAUCAAAAACACUGUUAUAUUCUCUUGCUGGUCAAACUAUAGUUAAUAUAUAAUAUUUUCUUUAUUUUUUUUAUAUAUUUAUAUACAUUACAUUUUAUAUACAGGGUGGUCCGAGUUG
Molecule: messenger RNA, 1337 nt
Organism: Sitophilus oryzae (rice weevil)
Lineage: Eukaryota; Metazoa; Arthropoda; Insecta; Coleoptera; Curculionidae
Gene: GstT3
Product: glutathione S-transferase theta-3-like
Exons: 5
Coding region: 147-839 (230 amino acids)
Biological process (GO): glutathione metabolic process
Cellular component (GO): cytoplasm
Molecular function (GO): glutathione transferase activity
Source: RefSeq, a predicted model, not a curated record